GUGACGUAUAAGAACAGGAAGAGAACGGUGUCAGAAAAGUGACAACAGGAUAAAUAUUUGUGUGGCCGCUUCAAAGAGCUGAAUACAAGGUCAGGAGUCUCGGUGUACCUCAGCUGACCAGCCCACUGAUCAGCAAAAUGAGCAGCAGCGGAACAGUGGAGAGCGGUAAACCUCCGAAGCUUGGCUCAAUCGUAGAGGUGACAGGAAAGGGUCAGCGCGGAACAGUCGCCUACAUCGGCACAACCCUCUUUGCCACCGGGAAAUGGGUGGGCGUCAUACUUGACGAGGCCAAAGGCAAGAACGAUGGCACCGUGCAGGGGAAACGCUACUUCACCUGCGAGGAGAAUCAUGGGAUAUUUGUCAGACAGUCUCAGCUUCAGGUAAUAGAAGAUGCCACCUCGCCGGAUACUCCUGAUUCAGGCACGGCAAAGCUUCCGAGGCAAAAAGAUAUUCCUGAAACUCCCAGAACAACCAAGCAGACACCAUCGAACCUUAAGAAGUCCUCUACCCGCCGCUCUGGAAAGGCGUCGCGUGACAGCCUCUCGGCCGCUCUGCCCGAUGUCAGCGAGGCGGGCCUGCCCUCCCAGCAGGGCGCCCUGGCGGCUCCUGUCGUUCCUCAGCCCAGCGGGUCCCCUGCAGCGCCGGCCGCCUCCGCUCCGGCCACUCCGAGCAAAGCGGAACCUGCCAUUUCCAAGCAGGAGGAAGAAUCCAUGCGAGCCCAAGUCAAGGACCUGGAGGAGAAGCUGGAGACUCUGAAGAUGAAGCGAACCGAGGACAAGGCCAAACUGAAGGAGCUGGAGAAGCACAAGAUCCAGCUGGAGCAGCUGCAGGAGUGGAAGACCAAGAUGCAGGAGCAGCAGGCCGAGCUGCAGAAACAGCUCAAAGAGGCGAAGAAGGAAGCCCGGGAGGCGCACGAGGCCAAGGACCGCUACAUGGAAGAGAUGUCGGACACGGCCGACGCCAUCGAGAUGGCCACCCUGGACAAAGAGAUGGCCGAGGAGCGAGCAGAGUCGCUGCAGGUGGAGGUGGACUCGCUGAAAGAGAAGGUGGAGGAGCUCUCCAUGGAUCUGGAAAUCCUGAGGCACGAGAUCUCAGAGAAAGGCUCAGAUGGAGCAGCGUCGAGUUACCAGGUCAAACAGCUGGAGGAGCAGAACGGCAGACUCAAAGAGGCCCUGGUCAGGAUGCGGGACCUGUCGGCUUCAGAGAAACAGGAACACGUGAAGCUGCAGAAGCAGAUGGAGAAGAAAAACACCGAGCUGGAGACUCUGAGGGCUCAGAAAGAGAAGCUGCAGGAGGAAGUGAAGACCGCCGAGUCGACUAUCGACGAGCUGAAGGAGCAGGUGGACGCUGCUCUGGGGUCGGAGGAGAUGGUGGAGAUGCUGACUGAGAGGAACCUGGACCUGGAGGAGAAAGUCAGGGAGCUGAGAGAAACGGUCACCGAUUUGGAAGCCAUCAAUGAGAUGAACGACGAGCUCCAGGAGAACGCCAGAGAGACGGAGAUGGAGCUGAGGGAGCAGCUGGACCUGAGUGCAGGGAAGGUCCGCGAGGCGGACAAACGAGUGGAAGCCGCUCAGGAGACCGUGGCCGACUACCAGCAGACCAUCAACAAAUACAGAGAGCUCACCUCCUCGCUUCAGGAGGCCAACAGGGAGCUGGUCAGUCAGCAGAGCGCGAGCGCAGAACAGGUCCAGCAGCCACCUGCAGAGCUGUUCGACUUCAAGAUCAAGUUUGCUGAGACCAAGGCGUACGCCAAGGCCAUCGAAAUGGAGCUGAGGAAAAUGGAAGUGGCUCAGUCCAACCGACAGGUCUCCCUCCUCACCUCCUUCAUGCCCGACUCCUUCCUCCGCCACGGAGGAGACCACGACUGCAUUCUGGUGCUCCUGCUCAUUCCCAGGCUCAUCUGCAAGGCUGAGCUGAUCAGCAAACAGGCCCAGGAGAAGUUCGACCUGAACGGGAAUCUGGCUCAGGGAGCAGGUCUGAGAGGAGCUCCGGGGGAACAGCGCAGCUUCGCGGCCGGACUGGUUUACUCCCUCAGCCUGCUGCAGGCCACCCUGCACAAAUACGAACAGGCUCUGAAUAACUGCACCGUAGAAGUGUUCAAGCGGAUGGGUACGCUCUACUCUGAAAUGAGCUUCCACGAGCGCUCUCUGGAUUAUUUCAUCGACUUGCUGCAUAAAGACCAGCUGGAUGAGACUGUUCAGGUGGAGCCACUGACAAAAGCCAUCAAGUACUAUCAGCAACUGUACAGCGUUCACCUGGCGGAUCAGGCUGAGGACUGCACCGUGCAGCUGGCCGACCACAUCAAGUUUACCCAGAGUGCUCUGGACUGUAUGGGCGUGGAGGUGUCUCGCCUGAGGGCCUUCCUGUCCGCCGGUCAGGAGAACUCUGGACUCUCGGCUCUCCUGAAGGACCUGGACACGUCCUGCUCUGACAUCAAGCAGUUCUGUAAGAAGAUCCGCCGCCGUAUGCCCGGAACCGACGUGGCCGGCGUCCCGGCGGCUCUCAGUUUUGGACCGCAGGUGUCGGAGACGCUGACGGAGUGCAGGCGCCAGCUGACCCGCGUGGUCGCCGUGCUCCAGGAAGUGGCCGCGGCCGGCGGUCAGAUGAUCGCUCCCCUGGCGGAGCAGGAGGGUCUCAACGCUCUCAGGCUGGAGGAUAUCGUCUGCAAGGCUGUGGAGCAGGUAUAUGGAACUCAAGGCGUGAACGGCCCCGAGUUCCUGCGGCAGUCCUGCAGCUCCGUCAUCGCCACAAUGAACAAGAUGGCCACUGCCAUGCAGGAGGGAGAGUACGACGCCGAGAAACCACAGGGCAAGACGCCUCCGGUAGAGAUGAGAGCCUCCACCGUCAGGGCGGAGAUGACCGACGCCGAAGGCCUGGGAGCCAAACUGGAGGACAGAGAAACCGUCAUCAAGGAGCUGAAGAAGUCCCUCAAGAUCAAGGGCGAAGAGCUCAGCGAGGCCAACGUCCGCCUCAGCCUUCUGGAGAAGAAGCUCGACACUUCCACCAAGGACGCCGACGAGCGGGUGGAGAAGAUCCAGACCAAGCUGGACGAGAGCCUGGCUCUGCUCAAAAAGAAAGAGAAGGAGUUCGAGGAGACGAUGGACGCUCUGCAGGCCGACAUCGACCAGCUGGAGGCUGAGAAGGCCGAACUGAAGCAGCGCAUCACUAACCAAUCCAAGAUUACGAUUGAAGGACUACGAGGCCAACCCGGCAUGGGGAUCGCUUCUAUUGUUCAGGGAUCUCCAGGAGGUGUGCCUCCGUCCAUGGCGGGACCGCUGCAGGUGGUGGAUUCCCCUCUGCUCCGGCAGCAGGUGGAGGCUCAGCGGCUCGGCAUUAAACACCUCAAGAACGAGAACAACAGGCUGAAGGCAGAGAAGAUAAAAGCUCAGCUGGCCUCCCUGCCGCCGCUCUGCCCUCCCAGGCUUCCACAAGUGCCCAAGGAAAGCUCCAUGCCUCCAGAAGGCCUCAACACGGGCAUCUACCGCCGGACCGACCAGCUCCUGGCGACCCUGCUCAAGCUCAGCGCUGAGGUUAAGGUGGUGGACAUCACCGGGAAGACAGCAGUGAGCGCCAGUGCCCAGCUGCUGGAGCAAACCGCCCGCCUGCAGAGCCUCAGCGACGCUCUGGACAAACUCAAGGGAGAAGUGGCCGAACACGUGGUGUCGUAUCAUCCCGGCGCAAAGGCGACCUCCGACUUCGCCACAUUCCCCGUCUCCUCCUUUGUUAAGGCGAAGGACGAGAAGCAGGGAGGAACAGUGUUCGUGGGACGCGUCGCCAUCCCGUGCACCCGCGGCCAGGAGCAAGUCCACCGCCUCGUGCUGUCCCAGCAGCAGCUGCAGCAAGUGCACCGCCUCCUCAUGGUGUGAGACGCAGCCGCGUCCACCAUCUCAACUCUAACAUUCUUUAUUUAACCAUCUUUGCUUUGCACGUCCCUCAGGAAACAGUUUACACAUGAAUAGCAUUGAAGAGAGCAUCUGUUGGUUUUGUUUCCAUAAGUCCAUGACUGUCACAUUAUGAAGGUAAUGUGUUCCAGAAGUCUGUACCAGUUCUGCCACCUCUGUCUGGAAAUGAGGAACCCCAACAAGUCAUUUCUGUUGUAAUAGUCUCCUCCCCCUCCUUUGUACCUUUUUGUAUUAGUAAUAAUUCUGACAAUAAAAAUAUGCAUCACUUA
Messenger RNA from Salarias fasciatus (jewelled blenny), 4171 nucleotides. Its product is annotated as dynactin subunit 1-like. Lineage: Eukaryota; Metazoa; Chordata; Actinopteri; Blenniiformes; Blenniidae. The transcript has 31 exons. Gene Ontology annotation, biological process: nuclear migration; establishment of mitotic spindle orientation. The record is from RefSeq and is a predicted model, not a curated record. The coding region runs from base 138 to 3866 and encodes 1242 amino acids. Gene Ontology annotation, cellular component: axon; microtubule associated complex; spindle pole.